Messenger RNA from Propithecus coquereli (Coquerel's sifaka), 1839 nucleotides. RefSeq names its product cyclin A2 (gene CCNA2). Bases 300 to 1598 code for a protein of 432 amino acids. NCBI's taxonomy places the organism in Eukaryota, Metazoa, Chordata, Mammalia, Primates, Indriidae. Gene Ontology annotation, cellular component: cytoplasm; nucleus; cyclin A2-CDK2 complex. Gene Ontology annotation, molecular function: cyclin-dependent protein serine/threonine kinase regulator activity. The transcript has 8 exons. The record is from RefSeq and is a predicted model, not a curated record. Gene Ontology annotation, biological process: mitotic cell cycle phase transition; regulation of cyclin-dependent protein serine/threonine kinase activity.
AUACUUGAACUGCAUGAACAGCCGCGGCUACGGCGGGCUGCUUGCUACAAGUCGGGGUCGUCUUUAGCCCGCCACGCCUGUCCGUGCUUGGCCGUGCCUGCCCGCGCCUUUCACGACCCCCUUGGUCCUACGUGGUCCGGAGUCGGGUGAGCAGGCAGGCGGGCAGGCUGGCCUGGGCUGCAGCGGGCAGCUACGGCUGGAGUAUUCCUUGGCUGAGUUGGCGCAACUGGUCGGCGGGCGGGGAGUGCACGCUGCUUGGCGCCGCAGGCUGAUCCCGCCGCCCGCCCCCGGGAGCAGUGAUGUUGGGCAGCUCUGCGCCGGGGCCUGCAGCCCGCGAGGCAGGCUCGGCACUGCUAACAUUGCAGCAGACGGCGCUCCAAGAGGAUCAGGAGAACAUCAACCCGGAGAAGGCAGCGCCUACCCAGCAGCCUCGGACGCGGGCCGCGCUGGCUGUACUGAAGGCCGGUAACCCGCGGGGUCCAGCGCCGCAGCAGAGGCCCAAGACGCGACGGGUUGCACCUCUUAAGGAUCUUCCUGUAAAUGAUGAUCAUGUCACUGUUCCUCCUUGGAAAACAAAUAGUAAACAGCCUGCAUUCACCAUUCAUGUGGAUGAAGCAGAAGAAGAGACUCAAAAGAGACCAGCGGAAUCCAAAAAAACAGAACAUGAAGAUGUCCUGGCUUUUAAUUCAGCUAUUACUUUACCUGCACCACGAAAACCACUGGUACCCCUUGAUUAUCCAAUGGAUGGUAGUUUUGAAUCACCACAUACUAUGGACAUGUCAAUUGUAUUAGAAGAUGAAAAGCCACUGAGUGUUAAUGAAGUACCAGACUACCAUGAGGAUAUUCACACAUACCUUAGGGAAAUGGAGGUUAAGUGUAAACCUAAAGUGGGUUACAUGAAGAAACAGCCAGACAUCACUAACAGUAUGAGGGCUAUCCUGGUGGAUUGGUUAGUUGAAGUAGGAGAAGAAUAUAAACUACAGAAUGAGACUUUGCAUUUGGCUGUGAACUACAUUGAUAGAUUCCUUUCUUCGAUGUCUGUGUUAAGAGGAAAGCUUCAGCUUGUGGGCACUGCUGCUAUGCUGUUAGCCUCAAAGUUUGAAGAAAUAUACCCCCCAGAAGUAGCAGAGUUUGUGUACAUUACAGAUGAUACCUACACCAAGAAACAAGUUCUGAGAAUGGAGCACCUAGUUUUGAAAGUCCUUUCUUUUGACUUAGCUGCACCAACAGUGAAUCAGUUUCUUACCCAGUACUUUUUGCAUCUGCAGCCUGCAAACUGCAAAGUUGAAAGUUUAGCAAUGUUUUUAGGAGAAUUAAGCUUGAUAGAUGCUGACCCAUACCUAAAGUAUUUACCAUCAGUUAUUGCUGGAGCAGCCUUUCAUUUAGCACUCUACACAAUCACGGGACAAAGCUGGCCUGAAUCAUUAGUACAGAAGACUGGAUAUACUCUGGAAAGUCUUAAGCCUUGUCUCAUGGACCUUCACCAGACCUACCUCAAAGCACCACAGCAUGCACAACAGUCAAUAAGGGAAAAGUAUAAAAAUUCAAAGUAUCAUGGUGUUUCUCUCCUCAACCCACCAGAGACACUAAAUCUGUAACACUGAAAGACUGCCUUUGUUUUCCAAGAUGUAAAUCACUCAAAGUAUAUGGUGUACAGUUUUUAUCUUUGGUUUUAAUUUUACAAUCAUUUCUGAAUACAGACGUUAUGGCCAAGUACAAAUUAUGGUAUCUAUUACUUCUUAAAUGGUUUUAAUUUGUAUAUCUUUUGUACAUGUAUCUUAGAUAUUUGGCUAAUUUUAAGUGAUUUUCUUAAAGUAUUAAUGAUGCCAGCUGUCAAGA